AUGGCCAGACUGUGGCGAGCCCCACCCAAGUUUCAUCCCGCGGAAUGGGACAUUGCAAAUCAGAUGCAGCGUGCCAGCACAGAGUCUCAGAAGUCCAGGUCCGAGCGCGUGAUAGCUGAGAGCCGGAGGCUGCUGGAUGAAGUAGAAAAGACAACUCAGAAAACCCAGAGCGAUGUCAACAAGAAAAUAGCACAGAGAUGGGAAGAAAUAAAAUUCUGGAAGCAAGAAUUAGAUAACAAACUCGAACAAAUUGUUCAUGAGACAGAGGUACUCUUGACUCUCAAGACUAGGCUGGAGAAAUCUUUGGAAAGCUGCAAAGAGCCGCUCAUCAUUGCCCAGAAGUGUCUCCUGAACAGGCAGAGGCGAGCUGGGAUUGACUUGGUGCAUGAUGAGGUGGAACAGGAGCUGGUGAAGGAAGCUGAAGUCAUCCAAGGGGUUAUCGCUUUGCUUGGACGUACAUUGGAACAAACCAAGGAGCAAAUCAGACUAAACCGUUCAGCAAAAUACAACCUGGAAAUGGAUCUGAAGGACAAGUUCCGAGCUUUGAUGAUUGAUGAUUACUGUGCUGCCUUGACAAACACCACUCCUGAUAUCGGAUACGUGCAGAAUGCAGUGAAAAUAGAAGGAAACUUUGUUAGCCCCGAAGACUGGAUCGAUUUCUCAAACACGAACAUUGAGAAGGCUGACAAGCAGAGAAACAAUUCCUUGGCGCUCCGAGCGCUGAUUGACGGCAUCCUCUCGCAGACCGCGAAUGACAUGCGCAAGCAACGGGAGGUGGUGAAUGUCGCGUUCAGAAGGAGGGUGGAGGAGGUCAAGGACGCCAAGCGCAAGCUAGAGACGCUCCUUGCGAUGGUGCUGGAUGAGGCUGCCUUGCAGGAGAAGAACAUUGCAGUCUUGCAGAAAGCCAUCGCUGACAAAGAAGGGCCUGGGAAAGUGGCUCAAACCCGCCUGGAAGCAAGAAGCCGUCGCCCCAACGCGGAGCUGUGUUACGACGCGGCGCAGCACCGGCUGAUGGGGGAAGUUCAGGAGAUCACAAACAAUAUUCAAAGGUUAAAGGACACGCUGGCCCAGGCUGAGAGCGAGCUGAAAGGUCUGAGCCGCCGACAGCUUUCCUUGGAGGAGGAGAUCCAGGUCAAGGAGAACACGCUGUACAUUGACGAGGUGCUCUGCAUGCAG
Molecule: messenger RNA, 1176 nt
Organism: Eurypyga helias (sunbittern)
Lineage: Eukaryota; Metazoa; Chordata; Aves; Eurypygiformes; Eurypygidae
Gene: TEKT1
Product: tektin 1
Exons: 7
Biological process (GO): cilium movement involved in cell motility; cilium assembly
Cellular component (GO): microtubule cytoskeleton; nucleus
Source: RefSeq, a predicted model, not a curated record